Molecule: messenger RNA, 1716 nt
Organism: Oryzias melastigma (Indian medaka)
Lineage: Eukaryota; Metazoa; Chordata; Actinopteri; Beloniformes; Adrianichthyidae
Gene: mims1a
Product: family with sequence similarity 210 member Aa
Exons: 4
Coding region: 221-1021 (266 amino acids)
Cellular component (GO): mitochondrion
Source: RefSeq, a predicted model, not a curated record
GCUUUGCAGUUGAACUACAUUACCCAUAUUUCCUCGCGCGCUCGGAGUUCCAUGCUGCCCUCCGCGCACUCCGUCCUGUAUCAGCGCUAAAUGCGGUCCUUGAAGACUUCGCAUGGCCUUAAAGCCUGAGAAGCGCGUCUCCGUCUCGGCCUCGGCUGCUUCCUUGCACAUCUGAGGUUCCGCCUUAUUAAAGCAGGACGAACAGGAGCGAGCGAAGAGGAUGAUGACGAUGAUACGCAUCCUGACCCCCGGGAUCCUGCGGCGUGCGGCAGUGAUGCGGGCCCUUGUGGGCGGUGCCGCCGUCCCCGAGCCUCCAGGAGUGCUGAGCUGCUGCACUCUCCAGCUGUUGCCUGUGAGGCAGCGAUGGCUCUGCACGUCUGCCUCCAGCAGAGCAGCGCAGGAACCCAAACCAACACCCCAGUCUGCCCCCACACCUGCCCCGCAGGACGUCCAGGGUAGAAGGGAAGCCGAGCCCCCUCCCAUAGACCUGGACCCUCUGCAGGACAAGUCCAUCGGGCUCUUCCAGAGGUUCAAGAAGACCUUCAAACAGUACGGGAAGGUGAUGAUCCCGGUGCACCUGCUGACCUCCUCCUUCUGGUUCGGAACCUUCUACUAUGCUGCUAUGAAAGGUGUGAAUGUAGUGCCCUUCCUGGAGAUGAUUGGUCUGCCCGAGUCGCUCGUUAGUCUUUUGAGGGAUUCCUCCAGCGGCUACGCGCUGACUGCCUACGCCAUGUACAAGAUUGCAACUCCAGCCAGAUACGCAGUGACUCUGGGAGGGACGUCCCUGUCUGUUCAGUAUCUUCGCAAACACGGCUACUUAUCCACACCGCCCCCUUAUUCAGAAUACCUGCAGGACAAAAUGGAAGAAACGCGAGAGAAACUGUCAGAAAAGAUGGAGGAAACGAAAGAACGCUUCUCUGAGAAAAUGGAAGAGACUAAAGACAAGCUGUCUGAGAAGCUCCAGGAAACCAAAGACAGAGUGUCAGAGAGGAAGGCGUUUUUCCGAAAGAAGGGUGAAUAGAGGGUCAGGCAGCGCUCGUUGGAGCACGCUGUCUGGAUCUCUGACGGUGGAUCAAGCAGAUUGACCCUAUUUUGUCCCUCUGUGGAGAGAGCAGAGAGCUGUUCUUGUCCGGCACACUUCACAUAUUGCCUGUUGUUUAUUUAAGUGUCAAAUUCAGUCCCACUAGUCAGAACCUACCCACAAUGCACUGUGGAGACAGCAGCUUGGCUAGCUGCCUGCUUUCACCCUGAGCUGGAGUUACACUGAACUGUAAGUCACUUGAUGAAGCAGGAGCUGCGGAUCCUCUCUGCUAACAGGAAACGAAACUUGAAGCUCAUCCUAGUCUUUCUAAUAAUCAUAACCUUCCCGAAGGUCUUUUAUAGUGUAAUUAUAGAGAAUUAAUAAUGUAUUUUUUUGAUGAUUGUCAGCGUUAAUGUUGCGUGUUUGUGUUGGCAACACUCUUGUUUGACUCAAAACCGUGUAUUAAAUUGGAUCUUUUGGAAUGGCUGCCCAAAGACCAAAACUCUCCACCAUAAAUGCAAAUAAAAACAUUUGAUUCCUGCAGAAAUGCUUGUGAAUGGUUUACAUUUAAAGGUCUGAUCAGCUUUAGCUGGUCAGGUGAGGCAGCAAUGAUUUAUGCUAUGUAGAAUUCAAAUAACUUUAAUGUAGGGGUGUCAAACACACGGCCCGUGGGCCAUGAAGAGAAAAAAAAUAUA